UGAUAUUUGAUACCAUGUCGGCCACCGUAGAAGAGGCUAAACAUCCAUGAUUACGUUGGGAGUGCCCGGUGGUUUUCUACAUCAUUUGUAGCUAGAAAGAUUGAUAAUCAUCAAUUCCGACGACUUUGAUAGAGGCAUCCUAUCCCAAUAGAGGAAGAUGAGGCUGAAAGAGAUCCAGAGGACAGCUCAUCCAGCAUGGAGUCCUGCCCCCCACCACCCUAUCUGCCUGGCUUUAGGCACGUCAGCUCAGCAGCUGGAUGCGUCGUUCAACACCACUGCCGCCUUGGAAAUAUUCCAGGUGGAUUUUGCCGAUCCUUCCCUGGACAUGAAACUCAAGGGGUCCCUACCUACUUCUAACAGGCUGCAUAGUCUGGUGUGGGUAAACUUUGGAGCAGGAGAAGACGGUUUGGGAGGGAGACUGAUUGGAGGCAGUGAUAAUGGCACGGUAACGGUGUAUAGCCCAGAAGCCAUCGUAACAUCAGGGGAAGAGGCAAUUAUAGGACAGUCUGACAAACACACUGGGCCUGUCAGAGCACUAGACUUCAACCCCUUUCAGAGUAAUCUGUUGGCGUCAGGGGCAAACGAUUCAGAGAUCUACAUCUGGGAUCUGAACAAUUUCAGCAAUCCAAUGACACCCGGGACAAAGUCACAGCCUCCUGAAGAUAUCAGUGUAGUGUCGUGGAACAGACAGGUCCAACACAUCCUGGCCUCUGCAAACCCCAGUGGGAAAGCAGUGGUCUGGGACCUGAGGAAGAACGAGCCCAUCAUCAAGAUUAGUGACCACAGCAACCGGAUGCACUGUUCAGGGAUGCUCUGGCACCCUGAGGUGGCCACACAGUUGGUCCUGGCCUCAGAAGAUGACCGCAUGCCAGUCAUUCAGAUGUGGGACCUGCGCUUUGCCACGUCCCCUCUCAAAGUCCUGGAGAACCACACAAGGGGACUUCUGUCCAUAGCGUGGAGCCAAGCAGACCCAGAGCUGUUGCUCAGUAGUGCUAAAGACAACAGGAUCCUCUGCUGGAACCCAAACACUGGAGAGGUGAUCUAUGAAUUACCAACCACCAACCAGUGGUGCUUUGACAUCCAGUGGUGUCCCAGGAACCCAGCGCUGCUGUCGGCGGCCUCGUUUGACGGGUGGAUCAGUGUUUACAGCGUGAUGGGAGGAAGCCUGGAGGCCCAGCAGCAGAGCAGGGCUGAUCAGAUUGGAAUGCAGUCUUUGUGUGGUACUUUGCCACAGAUCUCCUCGUCCUUUGACACCAUGGAUCCAUUUGGGACAGGCCAGGUGCUGCCCCCUCUGCAAGUUCCCCAAGCCACCCCUCAGACCACCCUGGUCGCUCCGCUGAAGAAGCCCCCCAAGUGGGUUCGUAGGCCCGUAGGAGCCUCAUUCGCUUUUGGUGGGAAGCUGAUCACCUUUGAGAGUCCUAAGGCUCCAGUCCAGAGCCCACAGCCCGUCCCUGUCCCCAGGCAGGUGUUUGUGAGCCAAGUCACCACGGAAACAGAGCUCCUCCAACGUUCCAGGGAGCUGCAGGCUGCUCUGCAAUCUGGAUCCUUGUCAGACUACUGCCAGGCCAAGAUCCACAAGGCCCCCACAGACUCUGAACAGGACAUAUGGAAAUUUCUCCUGGUCAACUUUGAAGAUGAAGCCCGGGUCAAAUUCCUGAGACUUUUGGGUUUCAGCAAAGUGGAUUUAGAGAGAAAGAUAUCCACCUGCUUGGGGAAGAACCUGCAGCCUAACGGACAUGGAGUGGAUGCCAACGAUCUGGCUGAGAAGAUACAGCUCCUCUCUACUCAGAGGUCAGAAGAAUCUGGGGAUGCGGUCGACUCCACCAAGACUCCGGGUUCAUCCUCCCCAUCUGACUUUUUCAGUCAGAUCCCACCACAACCACAGGACAAGGAGAAGAUCAGCUUCCAAAUCCCUGUCUCAGCAGAUGCAGAUGGUCUGAUCAGCCAGGCUCUGCUGGUGGGAAACUUUGAGGGAGCGGUGGAUCUGUGUCUGAGCGACGGGCGAUACGCUGAGGCCAUCCUGCUGGCUAUCAGUGGAGGACAGGAGCUACUGCAGAAGACCCAGCAGACAUACCUGGACAAGCAGAGGAACAGCAUCUCUAUGCUGAUCUCAUCCGUGGUGACCCAGAACUGGGGAGACAUGGUGCAGAGCUGUGACUUGGAUAACUGGAAGGAGGCCCUCGCUGCUCUUCUGACCUACGCUCAUCCCAAACAGUUUGCUCAUCUGUGUGAGACCCUGGGGUCGCGUCUGGAGGGGGAGAGGACAGAGAAACGCUGUCUGCAGGCAUGUCUCUGUUACAUUUGCUCUGGGAACAUUGAAAAACUAGUGGAAUGCUGGGCCCUGCAGAGGGACUGCUCAUCUCCCCUGGUUUUAGAGGACUUGGUAGAGAAGAUGAUGGUUCUGCGUAAGUCUGUGGAGCGUCUGAGGAACAGCGAGGUGGUUGUACAGAGUCCUAUCCUGGCUGACAAGCUGACUCACUAUGCUGGUCUCCUAGCUUCACAAGGCAGCCUGGCUACAGCCCUGUCCUACCUGCCAGACUCCUCAGACCAGGCUUGCAUCAUGAUGAUGAGAGACCGGCUGUUCCACGCCCAGGGAGGGGGAGGAGCAGCGGGGGGUCAACAGCCCCCACCGUUCCCUUACAACGUAGUCAGGGUGACGGGGGGCGACCCUGACCCCGCUCAGGCCCCUGCUGUCCCCGCCCAAGCACAACCACCAGCACAGACAACACAGACACCGGGGCCCUACCAGCCUCCACUUCCUGUGAUGCCAGUGGCUGGCCAGCCUCCUAUGACUACAGUCUUCACUCCUCAAGCUUUUACUAACUCCAGAGGGCCACCUCCUCCUUCGUAUGGUGGUCUGCCACCCUCCUCCCAUGCUCCUCCACCUAGUGGGCUGCCACGUACAGGACUACGACCAGCCUACCCUCAACAUCCUGCCACUACCCCAGGGUUCUCUCCACUCCAGCCAUUCCAGCCACAACAGCAGCCCAUGUCUGCAGGACUAGGUGGCCCCGGCCUCUCUGCCUUCCCUCCAGGACCUACUAUGCCAGGCUCCAACCUGUCUGGACCUCCCCUGCCUCCCUUCUCUGCCCCUGGCAGCCUCCCCACCAUGCCCAGCCCAGGGCUACCUCCGUCAGGCUUCACCCCCACCUCGCUCCCUUCAGGCCCCAUGCCACCCAGCUACCAGCAGCCUGGGGCCCCCGUCGGCAUGUACCCACCAGGGGGGUCUCACCUUCACAGCCAGGGCCCUCCUGCAGGUCCCCCCUCUGGUCCGUACCCUCCCCUGGGACCUGGGUACCCACAAGGAGGUCCUGGAGCCCCGGCCGUCAAGUCCUUCUCUGCUCCGUCGGUUGCUCCUCCUCCUACAGGACAAGAUGGCUGGAAUGACCCACCAGCAGUACGAGGGGGUUCUAGGAAGAAAAAGGUUAUCCCAGACAACUACACCCCUCCUGCUCCCAUCACCGCCCCUGUUAUGGGGGGUUACCCCAUGGAGGGCCAUCAUCAGCCCCAAGGACAGCAGGGCCACGACCCCAGUCGCACCCAGCAGGGCCACGACCCCAGCCGCACGCAGCAGUUCCCCCCUGGGGCCCCUCAGGAGCCCAGCGUACAGCUCCUCCAGGCGCUGCCGGCUGAGAGGGUGGAGCAGAGAGAGAUCCCUGCGGAGCACAUGGUCCUCAAGCAGACCUUCGACAGCCUGGUUCAACGCUGCCAGCUAGCCGCACAAGACCCACAAACAAAAAGAAAACUUGACGAUGCAUCGAAACGCCUUGGUUACCUGUAUGACAAGCUGAGAGAGCAAACGCUGUCUAACAACAUCCUGGGGGGUUUACAUGAGAUAAGCCGCUGUGUGGCGGGCAAGAACUACCAGCGUGGCCUAGAGGUCCACACUGCUGUGGUCACCAGCAGCAACUUCAGCGAGAUCCAAGCCUUCAUGCCCAUCCUCAAAGUGGUCAUGACCAUCGCCAACAAGCUGGGCGUCUGACCCCUGAUCCCACACCAAGGCAGGCUUCUAGAAUAAACCUUAUUUCCUAUAAUGCUCUACUUUUGAACAGAUCCUAUGGGCUCUUUACAGGCCCUGUGGGAUCUGAGGGCACCGAGGGCCCUAUGAUCUAUGAAGGGCCCUCGAGGGCUCUGAGGGGACCUCGAGGGCUCUAUGAGGGCCCCGAGGGCUCUUGUCAAAAGUAGUGCCCUAUAUAGGGAGUAGAGUGCCAUUUGGAACACUCCAAAACACACCAAGAUAAAACAGCCUUCAGUGUUAUCAUAUGGAUGGAUCACAAUGUUAUAGAUUAGAUAUUUAUUUCUUUUUCAGCUGUUGAAAUGUGCUUUGAUAAAAAAACAUGAUUGCAGAUGUGUGGUUUUCGCUUGACUAAAGCCGACUCGUUGAAAGGUUUCUGACUUGGCUGAUGAUGAGAGGUGUUCUUCUCUCUGAGAAGAUGAGUUACUGUGGUGGUUAUCAACAGCAAAACACCCAAUAUUAUUAAACAAGUUGAGUCCUUUAGCUUUUUGAUGGGAAGAUACCUGAUGUUAAAUAUAUAUAUAUGGGGGUGGGGGUUACUGAUGUGGGAUGAUGUAGAUGGCUGAGGAUUUAAAUGUCAUAUGUUUGAGAGUGGAGAAAGAUACGCAAUGUCUCUGAACAAUGUGGACUUGGAUUCUUUGGCUGUCAGUAGUUAUAAACAUGGUAACACAUCCCACUAAGGGAAGACUUGGGAGAGCGAGGUUGUGUUGUCCACCUUCAUACCUCAUCUUUCCUUAACAAACCACACAACGUCCAGCUGCUUUUAGAAUAGUUAAGAAGAGUGAAUGAGUUAUAUACACUCUUGUAAUACAUACUGUACCACAGUGCUGAUAUUGGUACUUGUUCACUGACAGACUAGUGUGUUCUACAGACCGGUGUGUUCUACAGACCGGUGUGUUCUACAGACCGGUGUGUUCUACAGGCCGGUGUGUUCUACAGGCCGGUGUGUUCUACAGGCCGGUGUGUUCUACAGGCCGGUGUGUUCUACAGGCCGGUGUGUUCUACAGGCCGGUGUGUUCUACAGGCCCGUGUGUUCUACAGACCCGUGUGUUCUACAGGCCCGUGUGUUCUACAGACCCGUGUGUUCUACAGACCCGUGUGUUCUACAGACCCGUGUGUUCUACAGACCCGUGUGUUCUACAGACCCGUGUGUUCUACAGGCCGGUGUGUUCUACAGGCCGGUGUGUUCUACAGGCCGGUGUGUUCUACAGACCCGUGUGUUCUACAGACCCGUGUGUUCUACAGACCCGUGUGUUCUACAGACCCGUGUGUUCUACAGACCCGUGUGUUCUACAGGCCGGUGUGCCAUCUCUUAGUUUGUUACGUUUUCAGACCAAAGCACUGCAACAACUAGCUCUGAUCCAGGGUGUUACGUGCAGCUUGUUGACUCAGAGCUGUGUCAGCACCUGCACAUUACGCCCUGGUCCAGAGCUAUGCAACAACAGAAUGUCAUUUGAUGAUUCUUGUGGCGUUGCUGGAUUUUUAUAGUCAGUCCUCGUUAGUCACUAUAGAGCGGCCCGCUGCUGUCAGCUAGCUUGUGUGAUUGAGAUACUGUAUGAGAACUGUGUGUGUCCUGGUUGUUGGCUUUGCCCCCUGUUUAUAGUGUGCUGGCGUCUGUUGUGUAUAAACUGUAAUAACCACACCACUAAACAGCUUUGGUGUGGUUACACUUGACAUUUCAUGCUGAUUGAAGAACGUGGCAGUUAUCGACUGAAAUAUGAUUUAUGGCAAAGAAACCCAUGAUUAAAUCUCUUGAAAUAUUUUUGUGAAUUGGAAGUGGUGCGUAAGCUACACUCCCCCUAUUUUUUGUUGUUGACGAUUUCCCUGUUUAAUAAAGAAUUAGUAUUUCCCCGUUUUUAAUAAUGAA
This is a messenger RNA of Salvelinus namaycush (lake trout), 5882 nucleotides long. It is a transcript of the gene sec31b, whose product is annotated as SEC31 homolog B, COPII coat complex component. The record is from RefSeq and is a predicted model, not a curated record. NCBI's taxonomy places the organism in Eukaryota, Metazoa, Chordata, Actinopteri, Salmoniformes, Salmonidae. The coding region runs from base 158 to 3982 and encodes 1274 amino acids. The transcript has 25 exons. Gene Ontology annotation, biological process: COPII-coated vesicle cargo loading; endoplasmic reticulum to Golgi vesicle-mediated transport; endoplasmic reticulum organization. Gene Ontology annotation, cellular component: COPII vesicle coat; endoplasmic reticulum exit site. Gene Ontology annotation, molecular function: structural molecule activity; protein binding.